GGCGCCGUCCGGGAAGCGUUGAGUCAACUCGCGACAGUCUUUUCUUUGCGGUGCUGGGAAACAUUCGAGAUGGGGAGCGCUGGCAGCUGAUGGUGAGGCUGAGCAUUUCUCCAGGUGCUCCUCCAUCAUAUCACUACUUGAGUUAGCAUCAUGAGAAGCAGAUGGGAUGUUGUAGGGUUGCUACUCCUAGCCUUCAAGGUCUCUGGGCUGAAAAAAGGUGACCCAGAUGCCACUAUGGGCCUGCAGUGCUUCCAACCAUUUUUCAGCAACUUUGUGAACUGCAGCUGGUUGACCUGGGAAUCUCAAAAUGCUAACGCCACCUAUAUCCUUCACUACCAGAGCAUAAAAUUUGGCAAAAUGCUGCCACAUCUUGGCCAAGUGCACUUAGUGAUAGCCCAGACGGGACAGAACUGGCUGCUUAUUGAACGAAGGAAACUGACACUUGGAGACAAAUACAGUGUCUGGAUGGAAGUUCACAGUGCAGCCGGGAUUGCUGUCUUCAAGGAAUUAACCUUCAGCCUGGAUGAAAUAGUGAAGCCUUGUCCUCCUGAAUUGGAUCACGUGGAACAGGAUUGCUCUGAAGCCAUAGUGACAUGGAAAAACCCUCACUGGUCUGAAUUGCAUAGUGACCAACCUCUCACUUAUGCUAUUCGAUACAAGAUAUCCACAGACCAUGAAUGGACCUAUCUGCAGGAGGCCCAUCUAGACCAAGAAAACCAUGAAUUCUAUGACCUGAAACCAUUCACCUGCUAUGAGGUGCAGGUACGGUGCAUCCCAGAAAAUAAAAAAGACUUUUGGAGCGAAUGGAGUUCUUCCAAACCCUUCUGUACCUGUGAGGCUGCUCCUUUGGGUCAAGUUGAUGUGUGGCAAAAAGAGUGUGUUUCUGACCGCCAGAAUCAAAGCUAUUUCUUGCUCUGGAAGGCACUGGAUCCAGAAGCAGCCCGGGGAAAGAUCCUUGAUUAUGAAAUUAUCUUCCAGGACCACAGCAAAACACUCUACAGAAUGAAUUACAAUUGCUGUCAGGCUUUGAUCCCUAUCGCUGCACAGUAUGUCUCAAUAGCAGCCCGCAAUUCUGUUAAGAAGACACUCUGGGCUAAUCUCAGCUUGGAGAAAACAGAGCUCCCAGGCCCUGAGGAGGUGACAGUAGUGGCAUCAGAAGGUUUGGGUCUCAACGUGACAUGGAAGCCCAGCAUGGAUUCUCAGUGGGUUCAGCCUAAGGAAUAUGUGGUCGAGUGGAGAAAAGAGAUUGCUGAUAGUGCGGGAGAGUUGCUGAACUGGACUCGCACACUUGGAAGCAGUACCAGCGCCCUAUUGAGAGGCAAUUUCAGUUCAAAGGUACCAUACCUUGUGUGUGUGUAUGGUUUGUAUGCUCAUGGGAGAACUACCUCAGACUCUGUACGUGCCUAUUUCAAAGAAGAAGUACCAUCAGCUGGUCCCCAAGGACUGCAAGACAAAAGACUCUCGUCCACUGCCACUUCCAUCUCUUGGGAGGAGAUUCCCUUGGCAGACCGCAAUGGGCAUAUCAUACACUAUAAACUUUACCUGAAACAUCUCCGUUCAGACAGCCUUAUGGUUCACAAGCCCAUUAGUGCUACGGAAAGAAAUUACACUGUCUCAGAUCUGGAGCCAGGAACAACCUACCAGGUCUGGAUGACUGGCUCUACAUCGGCUGGAGAGGGUGCAGCCAGUGCUGUGCAUCACUUCAGUACCUCAGUUUCUCAUUGGCAGAGCAUUGUGAUAGUUUUCUCACUUGUAGUAAUCCUGAUUACAAUGGGGUCCAUUAUGGUGCUGCUUAAAUAUAGAAGGCUACUGAGUUUAUGCCAUAAGGUCCUGCCUCGGUGGUGUUGGGAGAAAAUUCCAGAUGCAAAACACAGUGGGAUUGCUGUGGAGAUGAAUGAAGAGAGCACUGUGCCGGAUGCCCUGACCAAGUGUUCUACCCAGUUUCCAGAAAUUAUGGACAUUGCUGAGAUAUUAGAACAAAUCCCUGAGCCAUCUCCACCACUAGCAAGACCAAAUGCCAUGGUGAUUUCUGGUUAUGAAAAACGAUUUCUUCCUACUCAAGAGGAAAUUCUGAAUUGGAUUGAGCAGGAAAGAAACAAUUCUCCAUUUUCUGGACUAAGAGAAAGGGGGACGUGAUCCUUUUGGGGUCAUUUGCUCAGCUGCUACUUCUGAUCCAGCUGCAGAUCCAAUUUCUCUUGGAAGGACCAUUCCUUGGGCUUUUGAAGCUCCUACUGUGCCUUUGGAUGAAAUGACUGAAAUGUCUCUUAAUAUCCUUUGAUCUGCUUAAAACGAACAGGGCAAUGAAUUUAAGCCAGAGACUGCAGUGACCUGAUCCAGUCUCCAAGGUCUUCAAGACUCUCUUGCUGAGAGGCUUCUGAGGUCACUUCUGAUCUUUAGCAUAUCUCCAGAAUAUGGAGUUGGUGUUUGUGUUGGAUGACGGGUCCUUUCUUCAAAGAUGUCCAAUCAGACUUUUUCAUAAGGUGCUAGAAAAAGGGCCUUUGUGACUAUAGCCCAGCAGCUGUGAAAUUCCCCAGGCUGGAACUGAGGAAACCUACUUUUUUUACUUUCUACCAAGAAGGUCUGUAAAAUUUUACUUUUUAAAGGGUAGAGCAAUUCCCAUCACCCAAAAGUUAUAAACUGUUUCAGUAUACUGGCUGAGGUGCUGGAUUAACAACUGGGAGGCCAUGAGUUCUGGUUCUCCUUAGCUGGGUGAUCAAUCACUCUCUCUUAGUGCAAUCCAGCUUACUGGGAAAAUAGGAAUAAGGUUUAAUAAAUAU
Protobothrops mucrosquamatus (brown spotted pit viper) is the source of this 2777-nucleotide messenger RNA. RefSeq names its product interleukin 27 receptor subunit alpha (gene IL27RA). Gene Ontology annotation, cellular component: external side of plasma membrane; interleukin-23 receptor complex; interleukin-12 receptor complex. The coding region runs from base 151 to 2136 and encodes 661 amino acids. Gene Ontology annotation, molecular function: interleukin-12 receptor binding; cytokine receptor activity; interleukin-23 binding. The record is from RefSeq and is a predicted model, not a curated record. The transcript is spliced from 15 exons. Gene Ontology annotation, biological process: cytokine-mediated signaling pathway; positive regulation of activated T cell proliferation. Lineage: Eukaryota; Metazoa; Chordata; Lepidosauria; Squamata; Viperidae.